Messenger RNA from Archocentrus centrarchus (flier cichlid), 3105 nucleotides. It is a transcript of the gene tbc1d16, whose product is annotated as TBC1 domain family, member 16. Gene Ontology annotation, cellular component: early endosome. Gene Ontology annotation, molecular function: GTPase activator activity. The record is from RefSeq and is a predicted model, not a curated record. NCBI's taxonomy places the organism in Eukaryota, Metazoa, Chordata, Actinopteri, Cichliformes, Cichlidae. Gene Ontology annotation, biological process: activation of GTPase activity.
AUGUCUUUGGGUCGGCUCCUACGGCGUGCCUCCUCCAAGGCCUCCGACCUCCUGACCUUUAACCCGGGGGGGGGCUCAUCGUUACGCUCGGGCCUGGAUGGCGAGAUCAUCUUCUCUAAAAAUAAUGUUUGCGUGCACCCUGCGGAGCCCCUGCCUGGCCUGGCCGAGCACCACCCAGGCUACCUCUGUGUCCACGUGGAGAAGGAUGAGAGCCUGGGCACCACUCUGAUCUUGACCUGGGUCCCCAACUCCCGCAUCCAGAGGCAGGAUGAAGAGGCGCUGCGAUACAUCACUCCGGAGAGCUCGCCUGUACGCAGGAACGCCCGCCGCAGAGGAAGACGACCUCACUCCCGUCCCCCAGCAGCCCAGGAGGAAGAUGAGGAUGAGGAGAAGAACAUAACCAGUAGCACCUCCACAGAGAGCCACAGCCUGGUGGUCGAAGCUGGAGUAGAUCCAUCCUCGCAGCAGCAGCAGCAGCAGCCCUCAGCUGGGGAGGAAGGCGAUGAGGGCUCCUGUGAGCUGUCGGAUGAAGUGAGCCGGGACAGCACUAUGGGUUCAGACUCGGACACCUUCUCCUCCCCCUUCUGCUUAUCCCCCGUUAGUGAAGCCCUCUGUGAAAGCAGCAGUUCCGUCUUUCUGGACAAUGAAAGCAGGGAGCUGUGCGAGGAAUCCAUGAACCACUCAGCCAGCUCUGCUUCAAGUCUGGACAGCCAUGCCCUGUCUGAGAGAGCCCAGUCACAGGGCAUGCGGUGGGAGGAGCAGCAGAAGCUCCUGGCUCUGGAGCAAUUGUGUGGAGUUUUCAGGGUCGACCUGGGUCACAUGAGGUCGCUGAGACUCUUCUUCAGCGACGAGGCCUGCACUAGUGGCCAGCUGGUGAUAGCUAGCAGAGAGAGCCAAUAUAAGAUCCUCCACUUCCAUCAUGCUGGCCUGGACAGCUGGCUGAGUCUUCAACAGUGGAAGUGCUGCAGAGAAACUCAGCUCAAAGACCAGGUGUCAGAUGAAAAGUCAUGCAUGCAGUUCUCCAUCCAGAGGCCCACGCUGCCAUCAGCCGAGACCCACCCAGAGGAGAGGCUUUAUCGAAGGCUGGAUGUCACCACUUGGCUACGUCACCUCAAUCAGAACGGACAAGUGGAGGAGGAGUAUAAGCUACGUAAGGCCAUCUUUUUCGGUGGUAUCGAUCCAUCCAUCCGUGGUGAGGUGUGGCCCUUCCUGCUGCACUACUACAGCUACGACUCCUCGUCUCAGGAAAGGGAGGCUUGGAGACUGCAAAAGCGCUCCCAGUAUCAUGACAUCCAGCAGAGGAGGUUGUCCAUGAGCCCGGAGGAGCACAGUGAGUUCUUGAGAAAGGUCCAGUUCACGGUGGAUAAGGACGUGGUGAGAACGGACCGCAGCAACCACUUCUUUAGAGGAGAGAAUAACCCGAAUGUGGAGAUCAUGAGGCGGAUUCUGCUCAACUAUGCAGUGUUUAAUCCUGACAUGGGCUACUGCCAGGGCAUGUCUGACCUGGUGGCCCCACUGCUCACUGAGAUCCAGGAUGAAAGCGACACCUUCUGGUGCUUUGUUGGCCUCAUGGAAAACACCAUCUUCAUCAUCCCGCGGGAUGAAGACAUGGAGAGGCAGCUGAUGUACCUGCGGGAGCUGCUGCGCCUCAUGCUGCCACGUUUCCACCAGCACCUGACCAGGCUCGGAGAGGACGGCCUCCAACUGCUUUUUUGCCAUCGCUUCCUGCUCUGCUUUAAAAGAGAGUUCCCCGAUACUGAGGCACUGCGCAUGUGGGAGGCAUGCUGGGCACACUAUCAGACGGACUACUUCCACCUGUUCCUGUGUGUGGCCAUCAUUGUUCUCUAUGGGGACGAUGUGACCGAGCAGCAGCUCGCUACUGAUCAGAUGUUGCUGCACUUCAAUCUCUCCAUGCACAUGAAUGGAGAGCUGGUUCUGCGCAAGGCCCGCAGCCUUCUCUACCAGUUCCGCCUACUUCCCAGGAUCCCAUGCAGCCUUCACGACCUCUGUAAACUGUGCGGCCCGGGGAUGUGGGACAGCCGCUACAUCCCCACCGUGGAGUGUUCGGGUGAACAUCCAGACUCUCAGAGCUGCCCCUAUGGAGGCACCUCCACCCCCCAGCCCUCCUCACCCUCACCUUCCCCAUCAUCCACACCCACACCAAACCUCACCCCCACACCUCCACUGGAUGAAGUCUUUCCACUUCACCUUUAAAAUGAUGACAACACUCAAGAAUCAGUCCACGUGAAUGUAUUUGUUUUCUUUUCUUUUUCUCACUCGACAACUGAAGUGUUGAAUUCUUUGGUGUGUGUGUGGUGUGUGUGUGUGUGUGUGUGUGUGUGUGUGUGUGUGUGUGUGUGUGUGUGUGUGUGUGUGUGUGUGUGUGUGUGUACGUGCAGAACGGAAUGACUGCUAACAUCUGGUGAGGUCGUAGAAUGCCCUUCGACCAGUUUAGCAGCAGCCACCCUGCAGAAAACCUGGUAGAUAAAUUCUAAAGACAAGCCAGCCGUUUUAGGAGUUAGGCUUUGUGCAGGGAUGUGUGGGGAUCUAAAUCAGACUUAAAGGCAAGCUCCACUUGGAAAACUUCCCUGGGAGAUUUGAGUGACAUCGCUCUAAGUGAAAACAUCUUUAAAUUGUUGCUAAAACGUAACAUUAAGAACUUCAAUCAGUAUUUCUCCACUGCCUCCACUCUGUAGUUCCCCCUUCUCUCAAGCAAGCAGUCUCUGUAAAUGACAUAUUAGUGAUCAUGUGCAGCUGUUUGCUGCAAAUGCCUGCAGAGUUUUGAAGAUGGGAAGGCUGCAGUGAAAUGAGCAAAGUCAGAAAUAUGGAAAAGAAACAGUCUGCGUGUGUGUGUGUGUGUGAGUGUGUGUGUGUGUGUGUCUGCGUGUGUGUGUGCGUAUGUAAGAGAGAGAGAGCUCAUGAAUUGUAUUAGCAUUGGAAUCACAUUUGUUUACACAGACACUACAAGUCACAAGCUUGAUUAAUGAACACUCCUAUUUCCAGGGGUUUAUGAAUUGUGCUCACGAAUGUACAGCUCUAUGAUAUGUUGAUGCAUUAUUGUACACAUCACAGGGAAAAAAGAGCCUAUUCUUAUCAUUGGUAUCA